Messenger RNA from Capsicum annuum, 2102 nucleotides. RefSeq names its product integrin-linked protein kinase 1. Gene Ontology annotation, molecular function: protein kinase activity; ATP binding; protein binding. The coding region runs from base 490 to 1869 and encodes 459 amino acids. Gene Ontology annotation, biological process: protein phosphorylation. The record is from RefSeq and is a predicted model, not a curated record. The transcript is spliced from 12 exons. Lineage: Eukaryota; Viridiplantae; Streptophyta; Magnoliopsida; Solanales; Solanaceae.
CAAUUAUCAACGUUUACCAAACCCCCCUCACUUUUCACUUUCCUAAAACCCCUCCGACACUCUCAAAAACGUCAUACUCUUAUCCUUUAUAAAGCCAAGCCACCACCAUUUAAAGCAAAGUCUCAUUUUCGAAGUAAUCCCCAUCUGUUUGUGAACUGUCUUGUCAACUGUUCAAUUUCCAAAAGUUCCCGUGUCUUGUGCUUUACAAAAGUUUCUUUUGCAGUUUUGUUUCACAUUUGAUUUAAAAUUGGGUUGAAAAAGUAAGUUUCAAGAUUGCCCUUUUGCCAUCUUUGGAUUCUUGAAAAAGUUUUAGUUUGAAAAAAACAAUAAGUUUUGGUGGCACCCUUUAUGCAGAUUUUGGAUUCUUGAAAAGAUUUAGUCUUUUUCCUUGUUUUGAGAUUCUGAAGGUGUUGAAUUCUUUAGUCAUUAGACCUGUUAGGUAUAUUGGUUGUAGAUCUUAAAAGGGGUUGGGAUAUUCUUGAUCUUGAAAUGGAACCAGUAAGAUUUACAUUGGGUAAGCAAUCGUCCCUUGCACCAGAAAGGGUGGUUGAGGCAGUGGAAAUUGAGAGUGAAGAUGGGGAAGAAGGGGAUGUUAUAGAUAUUGAUCCAAGGAUUAGGUUGAUGUAUUCAGCUAAUGAGGGUGAUAUAGAGGGGAUCAAGGAGCUAUUGGGUUCAGGAACUGAUGUAAAUUUUCGAGACGAUGAUGAGAGGACUGCUUUACAUGUUGCUGCUUGCCAAGGUUACAGUGAUGUUGUGCAGCUGUUGCUUGAUAAUGGGGCUGAAAUUGAUUCCAAAGAUCGAUGGGGAAGCACGCCUCUUGGAGAUGCAAUACAUUAUAAAAAUCAUCAUGUGAUCAAGCUACUGGAGGAACAUGGCGCCAAGCCUCCUAUGGCUCCCAUGCAUGUCAAUAAUUCACGUGAAGUUCCAGAAUAUGAGAUUGAUGCUAAAGAAAUUGAUUUCACUAACAGCGUUGGAUUGGCCAAGGGAACCUUUCAUAUUGCCUCAUGGCGUGGAAUACAAGUUGCUGUGAAAAAGUUUGGAGAUGAUGUGAUUGCUGAUGAGGAUAAAGUGACGGCAUUCAGAGACGAGCUUGCACUGCUCCAGAAGAUAAGACAUCCAAAUGUUGUCCAAUUUCUUGGUGCUGUAACACAAAGUAGCCCGAUGAUGAUAGUGACAGAAUACUUACCAAAAGGUGAUCUCCAUGCAUAUUUGAAGAGUGAAGGACCUCUUAGACCAACCAAAGCUAUCAGAUUUGCAAUGGACAUCGCAAGGGGAUUGAACUAUCUACAUGAAAUUAGACCGGAAGCGAUUAUUCAUCGUGACCUGGAGCCUUCAAAUAUUUUGCGGGAUGAUACUGGACACCUGAAAGUUGCGGAUUUCGGAGUCAGUAAGCUAUUGAAAGUUACCAACAGGGUAAAAGAAGAUAAGCCUCUGACAUGUGAUAACACAUCUUGCCGAUAUGUGGCUCCAGAGGUCUUCAAAAAUGAGGAAUAUGACACCAAAGUUGAUGUCUUUGCCUUUGCUUUAAUUUUGCAAGAGAUGAUUGAAGGCUGCCCACCUUUCCAAGCGAAGAAAGAAAAUGAAGUACCUAAAUUCUAUGCUGCUAAGGAGCGCCCUCCUUUUAAAGCCCCCGGAAAGUUUUAUGCCCAUGGACUCAGGGAGUUGAUUGAAGAGUGUUGGGAUGAGAAUCCGGCCAUGCGUCCAACUUUCAAGAAAAUAAUCCCAAGGCUCGAGGCCAUUUACAGCAAAUUUGGCCACAAAAGGCGUUGGAAGGUUAGACCAUUGAAAUGUUUUCAAAAUUUCGAGGCCAUGUGGAAGAAAGAAAACUCAAGUAGGAACGGAUCAUCACGAUCAAACAGCAGCAUCUAGCAAAUUGUGGAUAUUUCCUUUGUUCAAAGUGUGCAUAUGCUUCCUUCUCAGAUUUCUGGCAAUGAUUUCAUCAGUAUUAGGAACUUGUAUCACUUUUUCUAGCUUUAAAUCUUUAGAUGUCCAAAACAAAUGGUCAUCCUUUUUCUCUUUGCCUCUUUCUGUUGAGAUCCAUAUUGUUUAUGUACAUUAUAUUAGAUCAAUUGUUCAUGGUGCAAAUGCUAGGCUUUCCUCUC